GUCCUGCAGGAAGAGCGACACAGGCUGGAGGGAGGCUGGGGCUGGCAGUGACCCCCACUGAGUCUCCUAGCCCUACAAGGAGCCUCCUUCAUGGACCCGGAGAUCCCAAGAGGGGCUGCUUCAGCAUAGAAUGGGAAACUGUGUCAAGUCGCCACUGAGAAAUCUUUCAAGGAAGAUGCGCCAGGAAGAGAAGAGCAACUAUGUGGUGGUGCAGACCAGCGAGGAGGAACUGGAGGCUGGUGGCGAGCUCCAUGGACCACUCCUGAUGCUGGCUCAGAACUGCGCUGUCAUGCACAACCUGCUGGGGCCUGCCUGCAUCUUCCUGCGCAAGGGCUUCGAGAACAGGCAGCCUGACAGAUCACUUCGGCCAGAGGAGAUCGAAGAGCUCCGAGAGGCCUUCCGAGAAUUUGACAAGGACAAAGAUGGUUAUAUCAACUGCCGGGACCUGGGGAACUGCAUGCGUACUAUGGGCUACAUGCCCACUGAGAUGGAACUCAUCGAGCUGUCUCAGCAGAUCAACAUGAACCUGGGAGGCCAUGUAGACUUCGAUGACUUUGUGGAGCUUAUGGGACCUAAACUCCUGGCAGAGACAGCAGAUAUGAUUGGCGUAAAGGAACUGCGGGAUGCCUUUCGAGAGUUUGACACCAAUGGUGAUGGGGAGAUCAGCACCAGUGAAUUGCGAGAGGCUAUGAGGAAGCUUCUGGGUCAUCAAGUGGGACACCGAGACAUAGAAGAAAUUAUCCGAGAUGUAGAUCUCAACGGGGAUGGACGAGUGGACUUUGAAGAGUUUGUCCGGAUGAUGUCCCGCUGAGGCCUUGAGGGCCCCUCCAGGACUGCCAAGCCCCCACAGGUGGGGCGAAGAGGAGCAGGAACUCGCCUCGCCCCGCUGUAGCCGCCGAGAGCCCAGGAUGUACUGGCGGAAGGGGCCUGCCUGCACCCCGGGGAGGUACCCGCCCCGGACCCCCACCCCUCCGCACUGUGAAAGACUCACAACUCCUGCAACUGGAAAGGGGGCGCCCGCCGCCGAGGAGGCCACCGUGCCAAGCCGGCAGAGGUCACGCCAGGCGCCAAGUGCCAUGUGCCCAGCCCACUGCUGGCUGGGUGGGCGGGGGAGCCUGCCAGCAGACCCCACACAGCAUGUCUGCCCCAGGGGCAGAGCCUCUCGCUGCCCUCCUUAGCUCUAUGCCUGUCCCAGCUCGCCUCAGCCCUGUGAUCUCAGAACCAAUAAACAUGUUUCCAAGAG
Dipodomys ordii (Ord's kangaroo rat) is the source of this 1243-nucleotide messenger RNA. RefSeq names its product calcium binding protein 1 (gene Cabp1). Bases 131 to 811 code for a protein of 226 amino acids. Gene Ontology annotation, molecular function: calcium ion binding. Lineage: Eukaryota; Metazoa; Chordata; Mammalia; Rodentia; Heteromyidae. The record is from RefSeq and is a predicted model, not a curated record. The transcript is spliced from 7 exons.